UUCAUCUUAAUUUGUUCACUGUGAAUUCUACACAUAUAUAGUUUUGAAAAACAUCUACAGUUAACGUAAUUUUUAUAAAGUUCCUAAUGCUUCGCUAGCUUUCGGCGUUUAGACCGUUGUGGUAUUUGGUAUUUUCAAGUAAAGCCGAUUUCACGGCUAGUAUUAGAUAAGUAAACCCCCAAAUAAUAGCAGAGUCGAUCAAGAAAUAAGGAGUGUGAUUUGAAUUUAAAGUUAUCUGAGAAAUAAACAGAAUGGACACAUUUGAAGGACAGUGAAUACAAUCUUUAUUUAGACUUAUCAAGAAAAAAACAACAACAACAAAACAAUGCGGGUUCCUGCAUACAGAAGUGGACAAUUUUACUGGAUUAGUGAAUAGCUCGUUAACUUUAUGCUCCUUAAGAUGAAAUCCUGCCAAACUAAUGAUAAUGAAAAACAGGCAGAACUGACCAAAAACAGCGCUUCUGAAGUCCACAGUUAAACUCUCUUGGUCCAAUCGUUUCCUCACAGCAUUGGUCGACUGGUACAUGUAGUCAACGUCAUACAUACCCGGCCGGCAAAUGAUAUUAUAGUGCCAAUCCUUUCAACCCGGAUGCUACAGCAAUAUUAUAUCCUAUCAGCCAGAAUAGACACUUUCUACUAUGGAGAUCAAAGAAACAAAGCACUGUUAAUAACUUUCUGGACUAUAUGUUUUCACCAUUACAAAACGGAAAAAAAAGCUAGAAUCUAGCUAACAUUACUGAAGGUUGUCAGAAUGCAGAAUGAACAAGAGGAUCAAACUUGUAAACACUUGAAGCUUGAUGAAGCAUGCUUGACCAUCCAAUCAACAGCUAGUCGUGCAUUACAACUUUGGACUCAAAGCUCAGAAUGUGAAGGAUGCCCUGGUUUAUUCCAGAAAGAAAUUUCUCCCAGAAACAAUUUCACAUUAAAAGUAAAUACUUCUACAGAAACUAAUUUAACUGUUAUUGAAGAUACUUCUGCAGGUGUGUUUUGCAGCCAAAUGUACAACUUUGAAGAAUAUGGAAAUUACUUAAUGGUAGUUGAAGAAAACAAGCAAGAAAGUGAAAGAUGUUUAAUUAUGACCACAAAGGAACCUGUCAAUACCUGUAUUCCUAUCAUAGCAGCAGUAGUUGUUUACUUAGGGUUGGCACUAAUUUGGAUUGUAGGAAAAUGUCUUUACAG
Limulus polyphemus (Atlantic horseshoe crab) is the source of this 1179-nucleotide messenger RNA. RefSeq lists its product as uncharacterized. The record is from RefSeq and is a predicted model, not a curated record. NCBI's taxonomy places the organism in Eukaryota, Metazoa, Arthropoda, Merostomata, Xiphosura, Limulidae. The transcript is spliced from 5 exons. The annotation marks the transcript as partial.